This is a messenger RNA of Chelmon rostratus (copperband butterflyfish), 4506 nucleotides long. It is a transcript of the gene zbtb7a, whose product is annotated as zinc finger and BTB domain containing 7a. The coding region runs from base 89 to 2017 and encodes 642 amino acids. Gene Ontology annotation, molecular function: RNA polymerase II cis-regulatory region sequence-specific DNA binding; DNA-binding transcription factor activity, RNA polymerase II-specific; protein binding. The transcript is spliced from 4 exons. Gene Ontology annotation, biological process: regulation of transcription by RNA polymerase II. NCBI's taxonomy places the organism in Eukaryota, Metazoa, Chordata, Actinopteri, Chaetodontiformes, Chaetodontidae. The record is from RefSeq and is a predicted model, not a curated record.
UGGAACACCAGGGACACGGACAAUUGCUGCACUGCUUUGUGCUGGGCUGCAGGCCUUGUCACCCACAGGCAUGAAUUAGUGAUAAGGAAUGUUUCAAGCCAUGAGGAGGUGUCAGGAUCAGACAGGCAGACGGACAGACGGCAGGACGGAUACACGGGUGGGGGCUGUGCUAGGCGGCUCGGCGGCAGGCUGGUGGAAGAUGUCGUCAGGAGCCGGUGGGAGGGGCGGAAGGCGGCUCAGGGGGACAGCGAGCAGCGGUGGUGGAGGAGGGAGAGGAGGGGCAGGAGAGGCAGAGGAAGGCCCCGUGGGGAUCCCUUUCCCUGAGCACAGCGCAGACAUCCUUGGCAGCCUGAACAAGCAGCGGCUCAGCGGCCUGCUAUGUGACGUGCUCCUGGUUACCCAGGACCGGGAGUUCCCAGCUCACCGCUCCGUCCUGGCCUCCUGCAGCUCCUACUUCCACAAGCUCUUCACUUCAGGGGCCGCCGCUGACCAACAGAACGUCUACAACAUCGACUUUGUGGCGGCAGAGGCUCUGGGAGCAUUGCUGGACUUUGCUUACACAGCCACGUUGACAGUCAGUCACAGCAGUGUGGCUGACAUCCUUGCCGCUGCACGCCUCCUGGAAAUCCCACCUGUCCAGGACGUCUGUACACACCUGCUGGACACCAAAGUGCUCUCCCCGCCGGCGGGCAGUGAGCAAAGAGAUGAAGAUGAAGAUGAGGAGGGGAAGGGCAGAGGAGGCAGGGAUCAGGGGAACCGGGUGCGGGCCCGGGAGUUCCUGGAGUAUUUCCAGAGAGGGGCGCAUUGGAGCAGCAGCUGCAGCACGCCAGAGCUCAGGGACCUGCCCACACACCUGCACUUUAACCACGGUAAUGGGGGGGCCCCCAGCAAUGGGGCUCCUGCCGGCCCCGGUGAGUACUACUCCCCCUUGGCCCUUGCCUUGGCUCAGGCCCCCACACAGGAGCCAGAGGAAGAGGAUGAGGAUGAAGAGGAUGAUGAAGAUGGGGAGGCAGUGCAGGGGAACGGAGCUAGCCUGGGGUCGUCUUACUACCCUUCAUCCCAAAAUGGGCACUUCUACCUCCCCCCUGAGUCUAGGCUGGGGCAGGAGACAGAGGUGGAGGAUGGAGGUAGGGAGGUGAUGUCGAGGGAGAGGGGUUCUGCGAGUGCCCUCCUGCAGCAGAUGAUGGACUCCAUCGAGAGGCAGAAGGAGCGUGCAACAACCGGUGAGGAACAGGGAGACGGGGAUGACCCCGACAUGGAAUUUUACUUGAAUUAUUUUAACAGCUCGCAGCCUGAGGAUACAGCUUCUGCUGCUGUGACACAGGGAGUGCCGCCGCUCUGGCUAUCAAGGGGCAGAACAGGCCAAGAGAGAGGAGGAGGAGAGAGGGGGCUUGGAGAGAGAGGCAGCGGGGGUGGAGGCGGAGGAGGUGGAGGGGAGAGGAAGAUGCGCUCUAAGGCCUUUCAGAAAUGCCCCAUAUGCUCCAAGGUCAUUCAAGGAGCAGGCAAGCUACCCCGCCACAUCCGAACACACACGGGAGAGAAACCCUAUGAAUGCGCCAUCUGCAAAGUGCGCUUUACCAGGCAGGACAAGCUCAAGGUUCAUAUGCGGAAGCAUACAGGAGAGAAGCCUUACCUGUGUACACAAUGUGGAGCCGCCUUUGCUCACAACUAUGACCUGAAGAACCACAUGCGCGUACACACCGGCCUGCGCCCCUAUCAGUGCUCAAGCUGCUUUAAGACUUUUGUGCGCUCAGAUCACCUGCACCGCCACCUCAAGAAGGAUGGCUGCAACGGCAUCCCCUCUCGUCGAGGCCGAAAGCCUCGGGUGCGAGAGCCAGGGCUCCUUGAUGCCCCCCUGGGCCUGCUGAGCCCCGUCGCCGACACGGGCCCUGGGCCUCGUACCAUCAGGGGACGGCGGCGCUCGGAGGCAUCCUCAGCGGCAGAGGUGGAUGGGGCUGCUGGAGCCCAUGCACACAGUCCUCAGCUGCAGGAGUUGGCAGGGGAGACAGGGCCCUGAGACUGCAGGGGCGACAAGGACACUGCUGGACACCAUAGUCACUCUGCACAGCCUGUGAGACAGGCCAGUGAACAGAGAGGAGAAAAAACAUGCAAAGGCAAACUUUAAAAAAAAACAAAAACAACUAACUAUUCCUCUAUAAACCAAAUCAGGGUGUCACAAAAAUCUAAUCUUUAUAUUUCUUUCUUCCUUUACUUUAGGAAAUGGAGUAGACUUGCAAGCACUUGAGUCAGUUUAUCUGUUAAAGAGCAAAGAACGCUUCAAAUCACGCACCCAUGACGUCCACUUUCUGGGCCAUUUCUUUCUUUAUAAUAUUAGGGGUUUUAUACAUUGGCAUAUGUGCUUAGGCAAAUGUAUGAUAGAAAGAAACUCUGAGCAACUAUGCAGUUGAUUUAGAUUUUUAUUGGUUUUGUCCUCACAGCCUUCAAGCUCUAAGCAAGGUGUCUGUCAAGCACCCUCUGGCUGCUGUACGGGUGAAGCGAGGACAAAUCCUCCCAGUAAAAACAAGUCUUUUUCUAUUCUUUUGCAGGUCUGACAUGUACAGUUACCAUAGAAACAACAUUGCCACAAUAUGGCAUAUGCAAGGAAAAGUCACCACAAUUUUGAUGCAACAGUUUUUUUUCUCUCUAAAUGUUCCAGAAAGAAUCAGACAAGGGUUUGAUUGAAGUGUUGCUUUCUCUAUAAAAUGCAUUUUAAGAAUUUAUGGUUUGUCUUAUUGGAAAACAAACUGAUGUUGAGUCAAAUCCACUCUAAUGGGGGCUCGUCAAUUGCAGGACUAGGGAAAAUGAGGGGUGGAGGGUCUGUGUUUAUAAAGCACUACCAUCGUCAAUGUAUCUGUUGGCAUGACUACGUUGCCUCUUAUCCCUCACAACCCUGCAAUUUCAGCAUUUCUGUUUUCCCUUUUGAUUUUGUCUUAAAUUUUUUUGUCGUUCCUUUUUGUUGACUGCUUCGGGUACUUGACACUUUAUAAUUGUAUACAUGUAUAUACAGCAGGUGGUGAUAUGACAUUGGUCCCCUCUUAAUGCUGAGGUGUACUUAUCGGGUUUUUCCUCUUAGGCUUGAUGUCAUAUUUCUCACAGAGUGAAGCUUGUGGGUGAAAGAAACAAGCUGUAUGAAUGUUUGAUGAAAAAGAAAAAAAAAACAUUGAGUCACCCAUUUGUCCUAAACUUAACACUUGACAUGUAUAGUUCCUGCCCAAAGGAUGAGGAGGUCGAAUGAAUGAAUGUGCUUAACUUUGUGCAGUUUUUCGGAAUCUGUCCUUGUGUGACAAGGCGCGGGUAGUAUUUAACCAACCGCAGGUUAAAGGAAUGGCAGGGAGCCCGAGUGAGAGAGUGACAAAGAGUACGAAGAAGAGAUAGAUGAGCACCUUUUUUUCUAUGUUUGCACAGCUUUACUAAAGAUAUCCAACAGAGUGAGAGAGAGGUGUAUUUAAAGGAAGUGGGCUGGUGUUGGGAAGGGAGCGAGGGAAGGUUUAUGUAUCAUGCUUAUUCCAAUCUUUUUGCCCGAGGGACCACACAACCGUGAGGCAACCUGUAUGAUGAAGAGAGCAAUAAAUACCUGUCCAAGUUGGGAGGCCAAAUAGGAGUGCAGCUGCAGCUGGUUGAUGGGGGAGGGGAACAAGGGAAGGGGAGGGGGAUCUCACAAUGUCUGUUGCAUUCCAAAAAAUAAUCUCCCCCAGCUCAGCCACGUUUCCAGGCAGGAGGGGAUCAAAUCAGGCCUUUUCUCUCCCUCUCUCUCCCUCUGUAGUCCUCUAAUUCCCCUGAACCAGCCUGGAGGGGAUAUUAUUAUAUUAGAGCCUGGUGUUACUGCGGGUAGGACGCUUGGUGCUGGCAGUUUAGUGUGUGAGUGUGUUUACAUGUACGUGUGUUUGUGUACAUGUGUGUGCGUGGCAGCCAGGGUCGCUGUGGCCACAUCAUCACUGUGUGAGUCAGCCACAGCCUGUUCAAACAUGCACCCUGAGCUGCCAGCCCCAAUGCACUUUCUCUGUCACACACACUCACACACUCACUGGGUCCAGGUAUCCUGAAGGGGAAAACACCAGAGCUGACAUAUCUGUUUGAAUAUUGUCAAUGACUCCAUACAUCUGGGUUUGUUAGUCUUACAAUAACCAAGUUGUGCUAAUGUAGAGCAAAUCCAAUGUUAUUUUCCAAAAUAGCACAUUGAGCCUUUGAGUCAAGAACAGAACAUGCGUGUGAUUUAGAGCCCCCUCACCCGCCGCUCCAUAAUUUCUGCAGUAGUGCUGUCGUUCAACUAUCAGUCCUUUGCGUCGGUCCUUUGCACCUUAAUUGGAAAGAGGCAGUUUAUGAAUGCACUUUGUUACUGAGGAGGGCACUUUUGUCAACGAAACGGGUACUUUGAAACAGACCAGUUGCAAAUUAGAUCAUUCCUUUCGUCUGUCCACGGUGGUGAAGUUGAGCUCCUUCACUGGUUUUGUUCAGGUUUUGACGACAAGCUGCCAAAAAAAAAAAGAAGAAAUAUACGAGUUCAGA